Humulus lupulus (European hop) is the source of this 618-nucleotide messenger RNA. RefSeq lists its product as uncharacterized. The record is from RefSeq and is a predicted model, not a curated record. The coding region runs from base 1 to 618 and encodes 205 amino acids. The transcript has a single exon. Lineage: Eukaryota; Viridiplantae; Streptophyta; Magnoliopsida; Rosales; Cannabaceae.
AUGUCAACUGAGUUAAACAAUAGAUUUGAGCAAGGAAAUGGCCCAAGAAUCUUUGAGCUCCGUGAAACCCUCACCAGUCUUCAUCAAGGAGAUGAUUCUUUAAGUUCUUACUUUACCAAAUCUAUGUGGGAUGAAAUUAAGGAGCUUCGAUCCCGUAUUCCUUAUACUUGUGUUGCCUCUGCUAACAAUCUCGAUCAUCACAAUCAAGAUCAAGUUCUUCUGUUUCUUACAGGUCUCAACAAAUCUUUUCAUGUCGUUCGUGAACAAAUUUUGUUGAAUGACCCAUUCCCUAAUCUUUCUAAAGUCUUGUCCAUUGUCAUCCAAGAGGAAAUAAAAAGAAAAUUGGGUCAUCCUCACACUACCAUUGCUACAGCACACAUCCCACGUCCUUCCAAUAACCCCAAACCCACCAACACAAAUCCAAUUAACCCCAAUCCCUCAUAUCCUAGUUCUACUAAUCCCAACUCACGGAACUAUAAGAUUAGACCUAUAUGUACUCACUUCAAUAAACCAGGUCACCUAAAGGAAAAAUGUUACUUCAUACAUGGUUUUCCUCCUGCCAAUGUCACACAAAGAUCCACUACAGAAGCCCCAAAAGACCUCAUUUUGACAACUUAG